AUGUUCCUCAGUUGUAAAUAUGCUGCUCUUGCUUUUCCGAUCUGCGCCUUCACAUCUGCAUCAGAUCCACCCUGUUCAUCAAUGAUGCUGCCCAGAUAUGUAAAGAUGGAAGACUCUGUGUAUGUAACUAAACUCCCCGCUCCACGUGAAGUAUCACCACUCAUACGAACAGCGCGUUGGGGAUUGUUAGCUGCUGGGAUUGUUUAUGGAGCUCUACGCCUAAAAUAUCUUACUAGAAGGGAAAAGAAGAUAUCCGAACGUGACCGUGCAAUUAUAGAAAAAAGAUUGGAAGAGUACAAUGAAUUGUGUGCUCUACAGGCACAAAAAUCUCUGGAGGAGUUAUCUAAAGCAACUGGUGUACCGUUGGAUUAGUAGAUAACAUAAUAAACUUUAGAAACUACUAUGAUGUAUAUCACUUCCAAUUUUUUAGAUAUAUAAUCAGUCCACUUUCUUUUCUUUUUACUUGUUUUCAAUUUUAUACUAACAAGAUAGCACUAUACAAAUCAAAACUGAUGACACACGCUUUAAUCCUUCUCCACCUGACAGGGUUUAAGAAGCUGUGUUAUUAGACUUAACAUAAACGCGACUCAUAAGCUAGUACCCAAACCUACACAGAAACUAAAGUCACUUGAUUACCUUAUAAAUUCGUUUUAAAAACAGGCUCGUUUAUAUUUAUCAAUCUGUGCCACUUAAUAUUUGUAGAAGCAUACUGUACAGCAUUGUGCUCUGUAUGUAACCCCAUAAAUAAAUAGAAAAAAAAACACGUAAAACGAAAUAAGACUCAUACCCGUUGCACAAGCGCAUCUAUCUAUACUCGGUAGAUAACACACGCAAUGGAUAACUAGGUCUAAUUGUACUGGACUUGAGUCCCAGCGUAAGCAUCAACGCUAGAAUGUGGGUACAUCUAGCUGGCGAUCCUCAAAUCAAACGAAGCGCGUGUCCUGUAUUCCGCUACCACCCAUUUCCCGACUUUGCUAAAACGUGUGUAUUUUAUAUUUAAGGUUGUUUAUUCGGCUUCUAUGGCUCAAAUCAUUGUUUUGAGACACUAUGAGAGAUCGAAGAUUUUAUAGUUUGAAAGUCGUAAUAUUUUGUUUUUAUGUGGAUCCUUUAUGAAUUUUUUUAUAGGCCUUAUUUCUUACUGAUUAUGUUUAACUCACUUUUUGUCUAUUAUAUACUAUGUUGUUCAGCGUCGUAGUGCGUGGUGAAGUUAAAACCUUAAAUAAAUGGUUUACGUAAAUGUAAAUUAUUAAGCAAGUACAUAGUUUGCAUUGAACGCUGAUUAUUAUAAAGAACAAUACUACCAACCAGUCAUUGUCAGCAUUGAACCUGACAAAUGUGCGUUAUCCCAAAUUUCUAUACCACAUCAUCACAACGAAGUGAAACUAACAAGAUGAAUAACAAAAGUCGAGGUAAUUCUAUUAGUGGUGAUAACGCUAAAAACCCUAACCAGGUAGUCUGAACUUUCUAACAGGACUCAGACUAGCAAUUAGUGAACUCACGGACUGAUGUUAUGUUUUGGUUUAGGUCCCACCAGCGCUUUUCCAAACUACUACAACAGCAUCUGUAAAAGUAGGUGAUGGUCGAGCAUACAUAGCACGUGGACCACGAACCGUUCGACUACAGUUUCGAACUCUACCGUACUCUGGAGUGUCAGGUAGCAUCGCGGGUUUUAACACAAAAUGAGUUUCGAAAUGGAAUGUGCGAACCUGUAAUUGAUUAGUCAAUCCCAUUAAAUAAAAGUAACAGUAGAAGUAACCAAAUCAGUAUAAUAGAUAGUCAUAAUUAACAUGAUGUUCGGGACUAUGAUGGUUAACCCAAGUUCCCAUACCAAAUCAACACAUCGAGAUAUACUUAACCAGAUAAGUAGAAAAUGAGUCGAAAUAAUAAUGGUAGUGGUGAUAAUGAUAAGCGAUCAUUUAGAGUACAAAAAGACAAAGCGCAACGGUAUGUAUGUGUAAAUAUUCGAUCUCAAGAUCUGGAGAAAGGUAAGAAGUUAAUGCAUCUCCACUAUGAACCGUGUCACUCAAAUUCUCUAACCACUUAUCUUGUUUAUCGUGUGGUUCGCAAGCAUAUAGUGUUUAUCUGCCAACAUGACUCAGAGCAGCACUAGUGACCUUGUGGAUUGGUCCUAUGUCUUGGUUUGGUCCCUCCUAACCUUAUCGAUUCACUCCUACACCAGGAAACAUCGCCUAUCCAUGUAAGAGGUGAUUAGGCAUACGUAACGUCCUAAUCGCGUCAGUUGACGAGUAGUGUUGGUAACGUUCAUUCAACUAAAGUGAGCCUUGAAGCUAAUUACAUAAGUACGUACCGAUAAAUUUCAACCUGUUCAAAAAUGAUAGUUUUCAGUAUAUGGUACUAUUAAUUUAUUUGUACAAUAACUACCAAAGGAGUUGGCUUCCGUAUCAAUAACCCUGAAAACCUUUAUUCUCUUAAUUAAAAGUAUCUGAAUUAUUGUACGAACUAGGAAUCCCCGAAAUAGCUCAAUUUAAACCAAAUAGAACUAGG
Messenger RNA from Schistosoma haematobium, 2505 nucleotides. RefSeq lists its product as uncharacterized. NCBI's taxonomy places the organism in Eukaryota, Metazoa, Platyhelminthes, Trematoda, Strigeidida, Schistosomatidae. The record is from RefSeq and is a predicted model, not a curated record. Gene Ontology annotation, molecular function: proton transmembrane transporter activity. Bases 1 to 372 code for a protein of 123 amino acids. The transcript is spliced from 2 exons. Gene Ontology annotation, biological process: proton motive force-driven ATP synthesis.